Molecule: messenger RNA, 2484 nt
Organism: Caenorhabditis sp. 36 PRJEB53466
Lineage: Eukaryota; Metazoa; Nematoda; Chromadorea; Rhabditida; Rhabditidae
Source: the annotation of a GenBank genome assembly
AUGAAUGCUGAGGAAUUAGCGAUGCUCGAGGAGGAGGACGAGGAAGGUUUUUCCGAAGAAAUCCGCGUCAUUCUGCCGGAUGAGCACGGCGUCUACGAGGGCAUCGAGGAAGGUGACAUCUGCAUUUUCGAUGAAGACAUUGUUCACGUGGAAUCUGAGAUGAUCGAUUUCGAGGAAGGACUUCUCAGCGAGAAUCUGGAUAUGACGUUUCAUCUCGAUCUGGAACUCGGACAAACAGCUUCCGUGCAGACCGUAGAGAAGUUUUGCCUGUGAGGAAUCUGUGAGGGCUGAAAGUGAAAACAUGUAAACUUUUUAGUGUGGUCGAGUGGCAAGAGGACAACCUUUUGUUCUAUCUGGGUAGAGAAUCGUUUCGAACAAUCGCCGGCAUGAUCACAGUCACACUUUCCAAUCGUAGAACUGGCGAAAGGACGAUCGGCCAACUGGCUUCUACGCUGGGUUAUAACAGCUUAAUCAAGCCAAUCAAGUUUGAAAGAUGCCUCUACUUCUUCUCCCACACUAUCUUUGUGGAGGUUGUCUUCGAACGAAACGACAAGAUCAGACCGAGAACUUGGUUUUCGGUCUUUUUCAAAGACGGGAUGAUGCAAAUGCAGGAAGACGAGCUCGAGCACGUACAACCGGGACCGAUUGACCGCGUGUCCCGCAAGUGUCACACCACGCUCACCGCUUCCGUUUUCGAGUACAUGGACUAUGUUCGCGUGAAAGAGGUGUGCAAAACCGGAUUCACAUGUGAGUAGCAUAAUGAUAACUUGAAAAAUAAUCAGUGUGUUAUCAGCUGAUGCAAUCAUUUCGCUUCACAAUCUCUCGGAUUCGUUGAAGAUUAAGAUUGUGGGACCGUGUCUGGACUCUUUGCUCUGCGCGCCGUUCACUAUUCUAGAAUUCUUGCUCAUCGCUGAAGAGUUCAAUUUGGAUCAAGUGACCGUGAGCUCUAAUCACCAUGAAUUGGAUUCUUUAAUCCGUGGGAUUUUAUAGGAGGUGACGUUGGGAAAAUUGCGUCACCGAGCUGAUAUUUCAACCUUGUCCAAUUUUGCUAAAUAUCUCGGCCCGAAGAAUAUCAGACAGUUGCUGCAAGUGUUCCACUCAUGGGACGAAAAGUUCCUGCAGAGAUUGUAAGUUGAAAUACAUAGAGCAAAGAUCAGUUGGAACUAUAUUUUAUCAGACCGAAACCGGAGAUAGUCCCAGAGAUAGAAACAGACAUUCUGAAAACUAUCCAAUCAUGCUGGUCGCCAAAGAAUUCUAUGCAACUACCGGAACUGCAAAAGUUGAUUGAUGAGAAGUGGACUAACUCAAAUCUGGUCUUUGCUUAUGAACUCUCAUCCUCCCCGACGUUGGUGGUUCUGAAACAAGUCGAGCAGUUCAAGUGAGUUCAUCACCAAUCAUCAGAUCCUUGUCAAAUUUGCAAAUUCAGUGAAAGGCCAGUGCGUCCGCCGAGUUACGCUCCAUGCAGAUUGAACACUUCGUCGAGAUACUUCUCAAAUACUCGAGUUCUGAGAAAGAGGUAAGCUGAAUUUAAAAAAAAAAUACUUGAAAAUCUGAAUGUGUUUUCUUUUCAGCGAGUUUGACGUUAAAGUUGAACGUGACAACACCAUCAAACUGACCGUUGAGUACGCGGACAGAAUCAGACUCUCGACUCUCUGGCACAUUAACGCUUUGAUCACCUUCAUCAUCAAACGGGCGGAUAACACCAAACUUUGGGAGUACUCUACAAACCACACGUAUUCCUGGAACAGCCGUUCCCUCGUCAUUCAUGCACUGACCGAGGAUGUCUUGAAAAGGCAUUACCAGGGCCCAAUCAAGUUCGAAGUUCAAAUGACUAUUGUUGAAAGUGAAGGUUUUUCCAAAAUAGAAGAAUGUCUUGAACCGCAUCCGCCGGGAAUCACCUAUUUCCAAGUUGGGGUCGGUGCUGAUCAAAUGGAAAUUCUUGUGGAUAAUGAGGUUUUGCGAUUUGUGUCUUUGUUCAAGUAAAACGUUAUUCUUUUGCAGGUUACCAGUAAACACUCCACAGUUCUCAGAAAGAUCAUCGAAGAGUACCCGUUUGAACCCGAACCGUUAGGUCUUGCAAGACGCGUUCCACUGCCUGAAAUCUCGGGACGUUCACUGAAAAUGAUUCUGGAGCGACAAGAGUAUCAAUGCGACAACUUGCUUCUCAUCGAUCUGUGCUUGCCGGAAAACCAAGAAGUUGCAGUGGUAGCCCGUCUUUUGCAACACAAAGCGGCCAUGGACGCCAUCAGCAUGAAUAUUAGAAAGCAAAAUCCGACGGAUAGAUUUAGAAUGGCCGAGUACUUUGGUUAUGAUGAUGUUCAGGUAAAUAACGUAGCAGUUUUCAGUGGAUAAAUAUAUGUUUUCCAGUCAUGGUGCAUGCAGCAGAUUCACAACUACGCAGACUUCCGCAAGAUCGACUGCACUCUGUUGGACGAGAGAUCCGCUGCAGCUGUGUUCAUCGCACUUAGAAAAUUGUAUCCUUAG